GUUAGGGUUAGGGUAAGGGUUCAUGUGUCAUGACAAUGUCAUGUGUUCAUGAGAGUGUCAUGUCACUGUUACAGUAUGUCGAUACUGUCAAGUAAAGAGUUACCCAAUAAAGUACCAGGCCCCUUAACAACUAGGCCCCCACAUGUGAUAUCAGCAAAAUGGUCACCUUAAACUAACCACUUGCUUGUUGAAGAUGAUGGUUUAUAAAUGUUUAUAAAUGUUCCUUACAAAAUGCAUGCUCUUCAUAGCCUAUAUGUCUGUCAUAAUUAAUAAAUGAUUUUCCCUCUGCCAGUGUACAUCAGCCUCUACUAUGUGGCAUUUUAUGUGGUGAUGACAGGACUGUUUGCUCUGUCCAUCUGGGUAUUGAUGUACACCCUGGAUCCAUAUGCACCAGAUUAUCAAGACCGGUUACGUUCGCCGGGCGUAAUGGUUUGGCCGGACUCAUACAACGAAGAGGACCUUGAGCUGGUUUACAACAUGUCUGAGAAGAACAGUUGGAGGAAGAUGUCCAAGUGCCUGGAAGACUUUCUCAUCCCUUACAAUUACACCAAACAGGAACACUGCAAAAUGAUGAACAAAGACUGCAAGAAGGGGACAUACUAUUUUCAGAAACAUUUCGAGGCUCCUGAUCACAGAAAGUAUUCUUGCGUCUUCAACCCAACUGUGCUUGGAAAUUGCUCUGGUCAGGAUGAUGAUACAUUUGGCUACAAUGGAACACAGCCAUGUGUAAUCAUCAAAAUGAAUAGGAUAAUUAAUUUCCUGCCCAACAACGGAACCAACAUGGCACCCUAUGUCAACUGCACAGUAUUGGAGGGACAUGAGAAUGUGGGAAACAUUGAGUAUUUCCCACCCAAUGGAACAUUCGACCUGUCCUACUUCCCUUACUAUGGACGGAAAGCACAGCCAACUUAUUUGAAUCCCCUAGUGGCCGUGAAAUUCCACCUGAUUGAGCAGCGUUCGGCGAAGAUCCAAUGUAGGGUUGUGGCCCACAACAUCUUCUACGAGAACUUCUAUGAGCCUUACGAAGGCAAAGUCAUCUUCCGCCUUGAGGCCACAAGCUAAACCCUGGUGACAACUCACAGCAGUGACACCUGUUAAUGGAGACUAUGCACACAUUCACAUGUAAAUUGUACUUUUGUAAGUCUUACAUAAUAUCGUAAAAACUCGAUUAAAAGCCUAGUCCCAAUUAACUGGCCUGGUGUGGCUACAGAUUUGGACAAAUAAAGGUAGGUCCCAAUUAGAAGCCUUGUCUAGUUUUUAUGGAAGUAUAUGAAGUGUUGUAUAAAACCGCUUAUCCCACCAGAUCUACUGCUUCAGCUACUGUAGUUCUAUGCUGU
Messenger RNA from Alosa sapidissima (American shad), 1337 nucleotides. Its product is annotated as potassium-transporting ATPase subunit beta-like. Gene Ontology annotation, biological process: sodium ion export across plasma membrane; intracellular sodium ion homeostasis; intracellular potassium ion homeostasis. Lineage: Eukaryota; Metazoa; Chordata; Actinopteri; Clupeiformes; Clupeidae. The record is from RefSeq and is a predicted model, not a curated record. Gene Ontology annotation, molecular function: ATPase activator activity. The coding region runs from base 274 to 1062 and encodes 262 amino acids. Gene Ontology annotation, cellular component: sodium:potassium-exchanging ATPase complex. The transcript is spliced from 6 exons.